AUGAAUAUACGGACUAUUAUGACAAAGAAAAUGGUUAUUAAUAUGUUGUUGGUGGUGCUUCUUACUUUAUGUCCAAUGGUUUAUGCAGAUGACGGUCCUCCAGAGGAUGGAAUACAGGACAUUUAUGUAACACCGAGUCCUACGACUUGUCAUGAAAAAUGUGGCUGUGAAGAAAUGUACUUCUACGACUCGGCUACCAGCAGAUGUCUAAUCAAUUUUACAAGAGUAUUUAAAAAAGUCGUUACUAAUUAUGAAAAUCUUGAUGGUAAUAAUUUACCUGAUGAUGAAAUGGCAAAACUUCUCUACAUUGAAAGUCAAAAAAUAUUUCAAGGUAUUAUGAUAUCAGUUUUCUUAUUUAUUGUGUGUGCAGCAAUUUGUGUCAUAUCAGCGUGUAUUUAUUGUUGCCGUAUAAAUUACACGGACCGAUCAUUGAAAUCUAAUGUAAAGGCUUUAGCCAAAAAACUGAAUACAGAUUACAAAACGAAGAAGCCAGUAAAACGACCACCUUGCCCACCUGCUUCGCAAAGUUGUAAUGUUGUUGUAGAAGAUGCAGGAGUUUUUGUUGUAUAG
Messenger RNA from Spodoptera littoralis (African cotton leafworm), 570 nucleotides. The record is from the annotation of a GenBank genome assembly. Lineage: Eukaryota; Metazoa; Arthropoda; Insecta; Lepidoptera; Noctuidae.